Molecule: messenger RNA, 615 nt
Organism: Amphimedon queenslandica
Lineage: Eukaryota; Metazoa; Porifera; Demospongiae; Haplosclerida; Niphatidae
Product: nucleoplasmin-like protein ANO39
Exons: 10
Biological process (GO): chromatin remodeling
Cellular component (GO): nucleoplasm; cytoplasm; nucleolus
Molecular function (GO): histone binding; chromatin binding; RNA binding
Source: RefSeq, a predicted model, not a curated record
AUGGACGACUCCAUGGGAAGUAUGGAUACAGCAAAGAUGGAGACAUUUUGGGGAAAGACCCUGUCAUCUAAAAACAAAGUAUUCGAAUUCGAGGAGGAGGAGGAAGAAGGACUGGAAACUACCAUACAACUACGCGGGGCAUGUCUUGGUUAUGCUGACAAUAUGAAUCCUAAGGAGCGGAACAUCAUUGCUGUGACAGUUGAAAAUGAAGAUGACGAAGAAGAGAGAUUUGUCAUAGCUUCCUUAAGACUUGACGGAGUGGAGCAAGUUUCGUUAAGCUUAUCGAUACAACCUCCAGCUAAAUUUGAACUUAUAAAAGGAUCUGGUCCAGUACAUCUCACAGGUGCAAUGACUACAGAAAUGUCUAUGUCCGAUUAUGAAGAUGAUAGUGACGAUGAAGAAGAGCAAGAAGCAUCAAAAGAAAGUCUUCCUCCUGUUCUAGUUCCCGCUAAGUCUUCAAAACCAUCUGCUCUUAAACGACCAGCAGACGAUGAGCCUUCAAAGAAGGCACCCAAAGCUCCAAAAGCAGAAGAUGAAGAGGAUCAGAAUGAUGAUUCAUUAAUGGACAGUAAAGACAGUAAAGAUAAUGCUGUUGAUGGUGACAGUGGUGAUAGU